AUGCCUUCGAGAAGCACGGUCACGGCGACAGCUGUCGUCAGCUACGACUGGGGCACUUCGUCCGAUCUCAAGGCACUCUACAUUCAAACCUACACCAUCUUUACGUCGUUGCAACGCAUUCACCAAGAAGCCCUUCUCACCGAUCGAGCAGGCCGCAGCGCAACAGCUAACUCUGUGCUUCCCUCAGCAGAGACUAUUCAAUACUAUAACAGGAUCAGCGAGCACUAUGCCCGCGCCAUCCAGGACUACCUCGAUAGGAUACAGCUCGAUGAUAGUGUAGACGCAGCGCAGUUUCAAGCAUGGCGAGAUGUACAGACCAUCCUCCGUCUUGCUGAAGUACUCUACUACCCAAAAGAUGGAAGAGGUGUCAGCGUUGUCGGCGAAGAGCUCUUGCACUGGCUCAACUCGUUCGAUGUUGCACCUACCACGGAAGAAGGUCAAGAAAUUGCAGAGUCUGCGGUACCUCACGAUCAUCCAUCCUAUUGGGACUACGUGCUUCGUUGCGUGCUUCGCGGCUUCCAUACUUCGGCAGCAUCGGUGCUCAAAUCGCUCGACUCGCAUCCUUCAGCCGUCAUUCGUAGCGUAGCUCAAAAAGCCGCCAAACUUCUCUUCACACUUCCUCGCUCGACACAUUUCUCCAUGGAGCACGAAUUUGUCGCUGCUCACCGCAGCUGGCUUGCCAACGUACGCAAGCUGAUAAGCGGUCUCGAGCACCAGAUGGAUGAAAUGGAAGUAGAAGCCGGAAACACUGAAGAAGUCGAGGACGAGAGGCUCGAGUAUGAGGCGCAAUUCAGGUGUCUCCUCGAGCUCAUGGCUGGUGUCAAGGACCGCAUCUUUGAAGCCUGCGAAGAUUGGCGCGAGGCGUUGGGCGCUUGGGGCACACUCGUUCAUCCGACGCUCAAACGCGACGACGUGCCUUCGACGGCCGCCAUCAUCUUGGAACAGUUCCCUAUCGAUGGCACCAUUCCGAGCGAGCUGGUUCAGCAAUAUCUCAUCAAAGGCGAAGUGCGUCAAGCAGUACAAAAGGCACAGGACGUCGACAUUUGGCUUGGCGCUCAUUUGGCAGACCUGGCGGAGAAGGUGGGCCUUAUCGAGGACGAUGAGCAAACAGAGUCUGGUGAUCUGCGUCAGGAUCUGUUGUUCAAGUAUGCUCAAAGCUUGUUGGAUGAACAGGGCUUGUGGAGGAUCUGCAUCGACUACCUGGCAGCAUGUGGCGAAGCAGGGAGGAGAAAGUCGUCUCACAUCAUUUUGUCAGUGCCGUUGGAUGGACCUGAUACAGACGAGGAGUCAGAAGAGGCGAACAACGCGAUGGAAGAGGAUGCUGAUGGUGUAAACGGUGCGCCUAGCAACAAGACCAAACGCGUGGCGAGAGCAGAGCAGGUGCUGAGAGCAUGCUCCGACCAUGGUCUUGAAUUGGAAGCUCGCGUCGUGUGCCGUCGAAUGUCUCAAAAACUGAUGGAGCAGGGCGAGUACGGCAUGGCCAUCGCUUACUGCGUACGAGCUUCCGACACGGUUCUCAUUCGCACCAUUGGCGACCGCAUCCUGGGAGAAUAUGUCACUCGAGGAGCCGAAGCCUUCAACCAGAUUGUCGACUCUUUCCCCUCUUCGCUCAUAACGCCAGCCGAUGGUCUGGAAUUCAACGGCGACAACCUGGAUGGCGAGCAGGAUGCGGUGCUCGAAAAGCAUGCCCGAGGCUUCUUCUCAAAACGACUCGCGUUCUUGGCACGCUUCCGCGACUUUCAUCGGCUGUAUGCAGAUGGCCAAUGGGCUGCUGCUGCGGGCCUGCUGGUCGAGCUCGUCACCACUGAAGCUGCACCCGAACGAUUCCUUGCCGUUCUGUUAGUGGAUGCGAUUCCAUUGCUAGAAGAUGGCCAAGCGACGUGGUUCGAUCGAUCGCAGACAUUCGAGUUGAUCCGCAUCGUCGAACGCAUCACCAACGCAGUAUCGAUGCAUCCAGACAUGUAUGAACAUUUCCUCGGCUUUCUCCACCAGUUGCUAGGCAUCAAAUCACCCAAGCAGCAGCAGCAGCAGCCAAAAACGCAAACAGGCCCCAACAAGCAAGAGGUGCUGUCAUCGGUUAAGGCUUCUGACAAGCUGGAUGCGGUGAGACUAUCGCUUGCACGCAACUUGGCGCGCGUUGGUGUGAUGCAGGCUGGAAUCGUCUGA
Messenger RNA from Mycosarcoma maydis (corn smut), 2166 nucleotides. RefSeq lists its product as uncharacterized. The record is from RefSeq and is a predicted model, not a curated record. NCBI's taxonomy places the organism in Eukaryota, Fungi, Basidiomycota, Ustilaginomycetes, Ustilaginales. Gene Ontology annotation, biological process: mRNA export from nucleus; protein import into nucleus; positive regulation of DNA-templated transcription. The coding region runs from base 1 to 2166 and encodes 721 amino acids. Gene Ontology annotation, molecular function: structural constituent of nuclear pore. Gene Ontology annotation, cellular component: nuclear pore outer ring. The transcript has a single exon.